UCCACUCCGUCCUGCCCCUCCAACCAGCUCCGGGCUUUGACUCUCCCCGGCCCCUGGCUCCGUUCCCAAGCCGGCUCCGGGUUUCCGCCCAGCCCCGCCCAGCGCGCUCAGCCUGGCCCCGGGGCGCAGCAGGGAGCCGGUGCCCGAGGGGCGAAGGGACCUUCCCGCCCCCAGCCUGGCACCCAGUCCUGGACCUCGCCCGACACCCCCCUCCCCCGGCAGUAGGGGGCAGCCCAUGACUCCUCCGUGGGGCUGAGAAGUCCCCUCCCCCCACGGCCCCCCCAUGCUGCCCCGCUCGCUGCGCCAGCUGCUGGAGGGGGCCCGGCUGGAGCUGGGGGAGGAGCAGGGGGUCACUCUGAGCGGGUACCGGAGCUGGUCCCCCGACCCCCCGCAGCCACAGCCCCCAGUGACUCUGACUGAGGAGGCUGAGGAGGGAGUGAUCUACACAGUGACCACGCGCCAGCCAGGGGCCCCGGGGGGGGCGGGGAGCCAGGCCCGCUCGCUGAAGGCCGGGUCGCUGGUCCGGCUGGUUCGGCACCUGCUGGAGGCCCAGACGCUGGGCGAUGCCACCUACAUCCCUGCCUUCCUGGUCACCUACCGGGUGUUUGCCCGCCCCCCCAUGGUGCUGGGGCUGCUGCUCGACAGGCUGGAGGAGGUCGGGGCGCUGGAGCCAGGGCCCGUCUCCCCAGAGACAGCUGAGCUGCAGCGGGCCUUCUCCUCGGUGAUGUGCUCCUGGCUGGACAGGUACCCCGAGGAUUUCGGAGGGGCCUUGGACUCGGGCCUGGUGGAGCGACUGGGCCGGAGCCUGCAAUGUGCCCUGGGCCAGGGCUCCGAGGCCGAGAGACGCCUGCUCGCCCUACGGGGGGUGCCGGGGGGGCCCAGCAAUGGAGGGGAGCUGGAGGAAGAAGAAUGGGGGGCGGGGGAAGAUGGCCCUGAGGGGGGUGUGACCCCCAGGGGGGACCCUGACCCCCUCGACAUCCUGAUCUUCCAAGCCGACCAUGUGGCUUCUCAGCUGACGCUGGUGGAGGCGGCGCUGUUCCUGCGGGUCGUGCCCUACCAGUGCCUGGGCUCGCUCUGGUCUCAGCGGGAGAAGAAGGGGCGGGAGCGGGAUUGCCCCAGCGUCCGUGCCACGGUGCGCCAGUUCAACCGCCUGGCGGGGGCCGUGAUCCGCUCCUGCCUGGCGAGGCCGGGGCUGCGCCCCCAGCAGCGGGCCCGCAUCCUGGAGAAAUGGAUCCACGUGGCCGAGGUGAGUGUGGGGCUGGAGCUCAACCCUCUGGGGUCGUCACACUGCAUCGGGCCCCCAAACUCCAGUCGCGUCCCUGGCCCCCAGCACCGGGCCCGCAUCCUGGAGAAAUGGAUCCACGUGGCCGAGGAGUGCCGCACCCUGAGGAAUUUCUCGUCUCUCUGCGCCAUCAUCUCUGCCCUGCAGUCCAGCCCCGUGCACCGGCUCAAGCGGACCUGGGACGAGACCGCCAGGGACGCGCUGCGCAGCUACGAGGAGCUCAGCACCAUCUGUUCUGAACAGGAUAACUACAACCUGAGUCGGCAGCUGCUGUUCCAGGAGGGCACCUCCAAACCGUCUGGCACCGACCCAGCCCCACGCCGGCAGCUGCGGAGACCCCAGGAGCAGCGCCCAGUGGGCGUGGUUCCGUACCUGGGCACCUUCCUGCGAGACCUGGUGAUGCUGGACACGGCCAUGAAGGACGAGCUGGAGAACGGAUACAUCAACUUCGAGAAGCGGCGCAAGGAGUUUGAGGUGCUGGCCCAGCUGCGUCUCCUGCAGUCCGUGUGCCGCAACUACAGUGUCCAGCCCAGUCCCCCCUUCCAGCGCUGGCUGCGGGCGCUGCCCCCCCUCUCCGAGGCACAGAGUCACAGUCUCUCCUGUGAGAUCGAACCCCCUGGGGAGGCCCCAAUCCCCCAGCGGCCCCUGAAGCCCACCCUGGUCAUCACCCACUGCACAGAGCUGCUGAGCUCCGUGGGGAACCCCCUGGUCUCCUGGGAGGGGCCCAGCUCCCAUGAGGGGCCCUCCGGCUGCAGCCCUGACCUGCUGCCGCCCCCCCAUGGCCCCACGCAGCUGCUGUCUCGCCUGGCACAGCACAUGAAGUGGCCGUCAGUCUCCACGCUAGACACAGCUCCUGAGAACGUGGGUUCCUCGGCCGGGGGCCUCUCGCCCCCCACCCCCACCGGGGGGGGCUUUCCCCGGGGGCACCGGCGCUCAGCUUCAUGCGGCUCUGCCUUCCCUGCCCCUCCCAACCUGGAGCCUGGGGCUCCCCCCUCCGACUGCUGCAUCAUCCGCGCCCGCAUGGCCCUGCACAAUGGCAGCCUCUACAAAAGCAUCCUGGUGACCAGCCAGGACAAGACCCCGUCGGUCAUCGCCAAGGUGCUGGAGAAGCACGGCCAGGAGCGGGCGGCUGCCCCCCAAUUCCAGCUGGUCCAGCUGCUGCCUGAGGGGAAAGAGCUGACCUUCCCGCCUACAGCCAACGUCUUCUACGCCAUGAAUGGCUCCAGCCUGGACUUUGUGCUGCGCCCCAAGAGCGCCGGGGAGCCUGCCCUGCCCCCCAGCGCCGCCCCCCGCAGGGCUGAGCUCAGCGCCACCUUCCCCAAGAUCAAGGCCACCGGCCGCAAGCUGGCCAGGGCCCUCUUCUGACGGCGAACCCCACAACCGCCCUGGAGGAACGGAAGUGACCUGCACCCUCCCGGGCUGUGAGGAAGGGAAUUGGAGCUGCCUGGGGCUGUCCUCAUCUCUCCCGGCAUCAGGGGCUGGUCUGCCCAGCAGCCUCAGGGCCAUGACCUAAGUGCCUUGAAAUGGGUGAUGUCCUGACAGCCCCUCCCCCCAGAGGCCAGGACCUACUUCCUGUCCACCCAGGAGGCACAGCUGGGGGUGGGCUGCCCCCAUGGGGAGCAGGGGCAGUGACCCCCCACAGCAUGGUCGCACCCUGCCAGGACUCUGUGGGGAGGCCAGCGUGGUAAUGUCCUGCUAGACACAGGUGGGACAUGGGGUGCCCCCACUGGUGCCGAGAUGGCAGCGUCUCAGGGACUUGUCCCAACUGGAGGUGGGGGGGAAGGACUCUGUGAUCCAAGCCCUGCAGGGGCAGCUGAUUUCCCCCCCCACAUAAUCACUGUACAGGGGGCUUGUGGCCCCAGCCCUCUUUGCUGUAACACUAAUGCAAUAAAGACACUAGAAGCAGC
Messenger RNA from Mauremys mutica (yellowpond turtle), 3189 nucleotides. RefSeq names its product ral guanine nucleotide dissociation stimulator like 2 (gene RGL2). Bases 284 to 2647 code for a protein of 787 amino acids. The record is from RefSeq and is a predicted model, not a curated record. Gene Ontology annotation, cellular component: plasma membrane. Gene Ontology annotation, biological process: Ras protein signal transduction; positive regulation of GTPase activity. Gene Ontology annotation, molecular function: guanyl-nucleotide exchange factor activity. The transcript is spliced from 19 exons. NCBI's taxonomy places the organism in Eukaryota, Metazoa, Chordata, Testudines, Geoemydidae.